Molecule: messenger RNA, 3876 nt
Organism: Henningerozyma blattae CBS 6284
Lineage: Eukaryota; Fungi; Ascomycota; Saccharomycetes; Saccharomycetales; Saccharomycetaceae
Gene: TOF1
Product: Tof1p
Exons: 1
Coding region: 1-3876 (1291 amino acids)
Biological process (GO): DNA repair; replication fork arrest; DNA replication checkpoint signaling
Cellular component (GO): replication fork protection complex
Molecular function (GO): DNA binding
Source: RefSeq, a predicted model, not a curated record
AUGCUUCCACCAGUAGAUGAUGACAUACCCAAAAAAGUUCUACGAGCAAGAAUCGCAUUAUUAGCUACCGCCAUCGGUGGUCCAGAUUAUUCCUCAAAAUUAGAUCCUCCCCCAUAUAAAUUAGGUGAUGAUUGUCUAGCAUGUCUUAAGGAUUUGAAAAGAUGGUUCAAAUUGGUAGACGAUCAGCAGAAUAGAUGGGAUGUUGCAUUGGCGGCUGCAGAGUAUCAGAUAUUAAUGGACGAUAUUAUUCCAAUAUUAAUCGAUUGGGAAGAUAAAUCUAGAUUAGCUUCAAAAUUAUCUAAGAUAAAUAAAAGCACUAAUGGUUCUAUUGGUAAUAAUGAUCAAACUAUUAGCAUAAGUAAAAUUCAUCAUGAUAAGAUUGCAUUAAACUGUCUACAGUUGUUAGUUUUAAUGACAUGGCCUUUGGUCCUAAAUGAACAGUCAACAAUAGAACAGAUUCUACAAUAUGCUGAAUUAAAGAAAUAUCAAUUGUUAUAUAAGAAGAUGAUAUUAUCUGUUGAAGAUGGUAAAGUCUUGAGGGCAGUCAUACGGUUAGCGGCGAACGUAAUUAGGAUAGAUAAACUACAUAGAACAGCCCGUGAUAACAUGAUUUUGAAAUUAAUUUUGAACUUUUUAAAAAAUAUUGCAUCUUUAGAGCCUGGAGAGCUUGCGAUAUCUCCUAAGAUGAGAUCACGGAUUCGUAAUAUUAGUAAUUACGAUAUGUUACCGCCAAAUGUUACCAUGGAUGAUAUUUCUUUGAAUAGUGUAAUAACGGCAUUCCACAAGAAUAAAGUGUUUAAAUUGAUACUUACUCUAUCUAGUUCCAUCUCAAGAGAAUUUGAUCAAGAUUUUAUUAAUAUUCCAUUACUAGAAUUGCUGUUUUAUCUAACCAAAAAUAUUGAUCAAAUUGAGAUAUUUAAGGUAUCCCAACAUUGUAGAAUACCGAAAUCUUCUAGUAUUUUAGCAAAUACAGAUAAUUCUACCAUGCCUGUAGAUGCAAAAAAUUGUAGUUCGGCAGGAUUUGAAUUAUCGAGCUUGUUAAAUAAGGAGCGUGAAUUGAAAAAAAACCUUAUUAAUGGUACUUCCUCUAGGCAUUCGAGAUUUGGUGCCCUGCUAUCCAUUAAAACGGUUGAUGACAAGAGGUUAACAGUUAGUGUGGGUGGUGCGAAUUUAAUAGAUAAUAGCUCCGCUUUAGAUAAAUUAGAUAGUAAAAAAAAGUGGAAGAAACGAGUAUCAAAAAAUCGUGACGAUGAAUUAAUAAGCGGCUUACCAGAUCAUUUACUUGGUACUAAGAAUAAAGUUGCGUACUUGUAUCCUGAAAAUAUUAAUUUUUUUGUAGAAUUUAUUAACAUGUUCAUUGAUACAUCUUUCAAUCCUUUAUUACGUAGUAUUACCAAUUUAUUUACUACUGAAGAAGAAAAAAUGAACACUUUAGAAAAGGUGGAAUAUCUCUUAUUUAUUACCUGGUUCUUAAGAUACCAAAGGUUACGAUGGUCAAACGACUCAAAGUCGACCAAAUUAGAAUAUGUAUCCUUCGCAAGUCACGAAACGGCAUACAUUCUUACUACAACCCUGUUAAGAAGUAAUUUUGAACUAAAAAAUUGGAUUGUAGUCCAUGCAGGGAUAAUGCAAUUUACAGAACUUUUAUUAUACUUAAACAUUUUUAGAAAUGAGGCCAAUGAGUCUGAUAUAGAUUAUACAUUGAGUCGCUUAUUUAGCAAUGAACGAUUAAAGCUGUUGACGACAUUUCCAAAGAUUGCUGUAAAAUAUUCUCUAGAAUUUAUGAAAAGUUGUAUUAAUCUAACUCACACCAUUUUAAAAACUUUGCAAUAUUAUGAUGAUGAGAGAAAAUUGGUUAUUGAGAAGAAAACAAGAAGUAGGAGUAAAAAACAUAAUUUUACCCAGGAAGAUAUCAAAAGAGUUAUGGAAGAGGAAGAUGUUGGUCAAGAUGAAGCUUUAGAUAUGCUAUUACCCUCCUCAUCUAUGAAGGAGGUCGAUUUUACUAGAGUUCGUAAUAGUUUUAUGAAUGAAUCAGUGAUAGAAACAUUUAUUAGCUUUUUGAAAAGAUUUAGGGAAUUAGAUGAUUCAGAUAUUAAAAAGGCUUUAAGUUUCUUUUCUCAAGUUUUUUUUGAGUCAAAAGAGGAUGCAUUGUUGCUAAGAAUAGAUGUCAUCGUGUUAUUACGAGAAAUGCUGGCUCCUAGUGGAUUAAGAAGUAAUGAUAAAAAUAGAAAAUAUCUAGAUGAGUUUACAAAGCAUUAUCUCCAUAAAUUUUCUCAAAGAUUAAAAUCAUCCCCUUCAUGGUUUGUAAGCAUCUUAUUCCCCCUAUUACAUGAUAGUAGUAUAGGAUAUUAUCAAAGAUACAAUGAGAUGCCAUCGAGCAAAGGAGUAGAUACUUCAAUAUAUGGUGCUCCACCAAGUAAAUUUAAAAAGAUUGAAGACGAACAAAUGCUAUCUCCUUCUAUUGUUAAGGAUCUUAAAAUCGGAAUUUUAGUUUCAACAUUAAUUGAUGAUGAUAAAACUGAAAUUUUGGAUAAGUUAGUAGAUAAUAUGGAGUCAUAUCUGUCAUUUCAAUUAUCUCUCGCACAUGCAGAAGAUUUAAAUAGAGAUAUUACAGAUAUUGAUUUGGAAAUAAAUAAAUUCACAUUUUCCGUAGGGAAUGAGUCUAAAUUGAGUCCAAUAGUAAAAGACAAAGAUUUUCGUGCUUUAUUAUACUUGAUUGGUUACGUUAUCCCUGCUUUGUACAAUGAUCCCUGCUACAUUCAAUCAACUUUAGAUCAUACUGAAUUUCAAAAAAGCUUGGAUGUGAUAAAAAAGUAUAUGCAUGAGCCAUUCCAAACACCCAAUGGUAAAUCGUCUUCGUCAUAUUUAAUAAGGCCAAGAUUAAACGUUGAUGAUAAGGAAUUAUCUGUCUUCGGAGCUGAUGGUCUAAAUAUUGAAGGUGAUUCUGAAUAUAAUAGUCAUCUUGAUAAAUACGAAUAUGAUGAAGAUAAUGAUUUUAUCGAUGAUAACGAUUAUUUUAAAGGUCUCAGUGAUACAACAACAAAAUCAAAGUUAAGAUCUAAAAGUAAAGGUGUUGCAACAUCAAAGAAUAAAAAAAAGAAAACAAAGAAAAAAUAUCCUGGGAAAGAGUUGCCUCGAUUUGACAAUGAUGAUGACGAUAACAAUGAUUCGCAAAAGGCAACUUCUAAGCAUCAAAUUGUUAGUAAGGCUUAUAUAGAUGACUCUGAUGAUGAAGAUGACAAUAUUUUGAACCCAAUUUUCUUUGAAAAUGAAAUGUAUAUGAGAUGGUUACUGGAUAAAAAUAAUGGUAACUUAUCAAAGGAUAAAUACGAGAUGUUUGCAGCCUUUGUAACAGAAAGAAUCCAAAAUAAUGGUAAAAUAAUAAGCAACUACACUUCUUUGUUCGAUGGGCCUGUCCCUAAUAUAUCUCUUGAUAGUACUGAUUCUAAUGAUGGUAGCUCUAAGCCAGAUGAUACCCUACGUUUUCUGUCAAGAAAGACUGAAGAAAUCUUAAUUGAACAUUCGGAGGGAAAAGAUGAUGAUAAUGAUUCUGAAGCACUAUCUCAAGCCGACAAAAGAGCUGUCUCUAUUAAUAAUAUAUCUGACACAAAUAUUUCCUCUGAUGAAAGUUCUUCAACUAAUGAGAAUGAACAACUAGCUGAUGACUUUUCCAAUCCAACAUUCACUAAUUUAUCUGAUCAUGGAAAAAAUCAAACUAACGAUAUGCAGAAUAGUGAUAACAAAAAAAUUGAUAGUUCUACUGAUACUUUUGAUGAUAAUGAUGAGUAUUAUAAUUCAGUCACUAAAGAGUCGGCCGAUAAAGACAACGAUAGUGAUGACGAAGAAUAUUUAUCCCAAGAAAAAAGCCAAAAUUAA